Messenger RNA from Odontomachus brunneus, 2814 nucleotides. RefSeq names its product ATP-binding cassette sub-family F member 2. The transcript has 9 exons. Gene Ontology annotation, molecular function: ATP hydrolysis activity; ATP binding. The record is from RefSeq and is a predicted model, not a curated record. Bases 167 to 2074 code for a protein of 635 amino acids. NCBI's taxonomy places the organism in Eukaryota, Metazoa, Arthropoda, Insecta, Hymenoptera, Formicidae.
CCGCUCUCAGGCUUCUCUUUGAUCUGACGCACGUGUGUCGCGUGUCUGCACGAUUCGCUCAGUUUUUGGCGCACAAGUGAGUAUAUUCGUGAAUUUUCCCGAACGACCGCCCUAAAAAACCACACGUUGAAGUCUCGAAACAAUAUGCGAUUGUAUAAGUGGUACGAUGCCGUCCGACGCGAAGAAAAAACAGCAGCAGAAGAAGAAGGAGGCUGCGAAAGCCCGACAAUCUGGUAAGAAGCCGCCACAAAGUAACAAUCAGGCGAAAACAGCCGAGGACGGCAAGGAGCAGAGCCCGACGUUAGGAGAUCUGCAGAAUGGCACGAACGGAACAGCUAUCAGUGCUGAAGAGGCAUUGUGUCUGAAAUUGGAAGCGGACGCCAAGCUGAACGCGGAGGCACGAUCAUGCACCGGAUCUUUAGCUUCGCAUCCGCGCAGUCGGGAUAUAAAGAUAUCGAAUUUUUCUAUUACUUUCCAUGGCUGUGAAUUGCUGCAGGACACCAUGUUGGAAUUAAACUGCGGCAGACGUUAUGGUUUACUAGGUCUAAACGGCUCUGGAAAGUCUACGUUAUUGGCGGUAUUAGGCAACCGCGAAGUUCCUAUUCCGGACCAAAUAGAUAUUUUUCAUUUGACUAGAGAAAUGCCCGCCAGCAAUAAGACGGCAUUAGAAUGCGUAAUGGAGGUUGACGAGGAACGUAUACGACUUGAGAAACUCGCUGAAGAAUUAGUGGAUUGCGAAGAGGAGGAUGCUCAGGAACAACUCAUGGAUGUAUACGAGAGAUUAGAUGAUAUGGCUGCCGACACGGCAGAAGCUCGUGCUGCUCAUAUUUUGCACGGUCUUGGUUUCACUGCGAAAAUGCAAAGAACACCUACCAAAGACUUCUCAGGAGGUUGGAGAAUGCGUAUUGCUCUCGCUAGAGCGUUGUAUGUAAAGCCACAUCUUUUGUUGCUCGAUGAGCCGACCAAUCAUCUCGAUCUAGAUGCUUGCGUGUGGUUGGAGGAAGAAUUAAAGACCUAUAAACGAAUUCUCGUUAUAAUCUCCCAUUCUCAAGAUUUCCUCAACGGCAUUUGCACCAAUAUCAUCCAUGUCAAUAAGAAGCAAUUGAAGUACUACACCGGUAAUUACGAGGCCUUCGUCAAGACACGAAUGGAGUUACUUGAGAAUCAAGCGAAACAAUACAACUGGGAACAAGAUCAAAUAGCACAUAUGAAAAACUACAUUGCGCGAUUCGGUCAUGGUUCGGCGAAACUGGCGAGACAGGCUCAAUCAAAGGAAAAGACCCUGGCGAAAAUGGUGGCACAAGGUCUGACGGAAAAGGUCAUCAACGACAAAGUGCUGAACUUCUACUUUCCGUCCUGCGGGACGAUUCCGCCACCAGUCAUCAUGGUUCAAAACGUCAGUUUUCGCUAUAACGAAGAUUCGCCUUGGAUUUAUAAAAAUCUCGAGUUCGGAAUUGACUUGGAUACCAGAAUCGCGCUGGUUGGACCGAACGGUGCAGGGAAGAGUACAUUGUUGAAAUUGUUGUACGGUGAUUUGGUACCAACAAGCGGGAUGAUUCGCAAGAACAGUCAUCUCCGAAUCGGCAGAUAUCACCAGCACUUGCACGAAUUAUUGGAUUUGGAUAUGUCGCCUCUCGACUAUAUGAUGAAAGCUUUUCCCGAUGUCAAAGAACGCGAAGAAAUGAGAAAGAUCAUUGGUCGUUAUGGUUUAACCGGACGUCAACAGAUUUGUCCUAUUCGCCAAUUAUCCGAUGGCCAACGUUGUCGGGUUGUGUUCGCCUGGUUGGCUUGGCAAGUGCCUCAUCUGUUGUUGCUUGAUGAACCUACCAAUCACUUGGACAUGGAGACGAUCGAUGCGCUCGCCGACGCUAUUAACGAUUUCGACGGCGGCAUGGUUCUCGUAUCGCACGACUUCAGAUUGAUUAAUCAGGUUGCCGAGGAAAUUUGGGUAUGCGAAAAUGGAACAGUUACAAAGUGGAGCGGGAACAUUUUAGAUUACAAAGAACACCUGAAGAACAAAGUUCUCUCUGACAACCAGAAGAGGCAGAAAGAUCUCGCCAGCAGGGGCAAAUAAGGCGGACAGUAUUUCGAUUGUGAUCCGCUAGGUUUUCCUCUUUCUAUUGCAUCAUGAAACUUGAUUAUAGGAAUUUCGUUUUGAAAAUUGCAUUAGACUGAUCACCGAGUGCACGCUGCUAUGUAGCGUGUCGGUGUAAUGGUCAGAUUACUUAGUUAAUUUAUUGAAAUAUUAGGCUGAAAUUAUAUUCUCCACUUUCUCCACAAACCGCAGGUCGUAUAACGUAUUGUCGUAUUACCUCUCUUGCAAGGAUCUAGAGUCUCUCAAAGAAAACACAUCGCACGAAAAUGUGAAUUAAAUUUAAGUAGAUCGCGCCGAGAAAGGCACAAGAAUAAAACAGUUCACGGACGAGAAACAGGAAACAAUGUUUCUUUUAUGGUCAACUGUAUUACAAAUUUCUUCUUAAUCUAAAAUAAUUUGAUUCUCUCUUGCAAGGAUAUAAAAUAUUGUUGUAACAUGUACAAACAUACACAGGUACGAUGGAUUACAUAGUUCCAAAAUACAUUUUUAUCUAUAUGUACGUAAAUAUAGAUUAUAUAUAUAUAUAUAUAUAAAUAACUAUGAUAAUAUAUUAACAUGGAAGACCGCCGUUUCUGCAUAUAUCUUUGCAUUACAAAAUAUCAUUCGUUAGGCGUUUUAAAAACUUAUUUAAAUAACUUUCACGCGAUAUACUUCCAACGUGUGCCGUGGCGAAAAAUGUAAUGUAUACAAUUUUUAUAACAACGAUAAUCGACACGAAA